UCAGUGGCGAAAUAGGGAAAGCAGAAUGACAUUCCCCUUGUUCCUCUUUUCUUCUGCUCUUCCCCUAUUGCACACCCUCAGAAGCAUGGAAUCUUGCAGGCAAGGGCUGGAAGUUGUCUUGGAUUGGGAAAUGGGUUGAAGCGUCCCUCCCCUUGUAUAUAAUACGUAAUUUGGACCUUAGCCCGUAGCUCAGAUUGGUUAUACUGAAGUUGCUUUGCAGAAAGAAGUCUGAAAAAUCCUAAGAACAAUUCAAGUCUUCUUACAAAGAAGUAUGAUGACGCAGCUGGAUAUGGAUUUUAAAGAAGAACAGUCCCUAAAAGAGGAUUUAAAGUUCUACUUCAUGAAUCCAUGUGAUAAAUAUCGAGCUAGACGUCAGAUACCAUGGAAACUGGGACUUCAGAUUUUGAAGAUAGUUUUGGUUACUACCCAGCUCGUCCUUUUUGGUCUGAGUAACCAGUUGGUGGUUUCUUUCAAAGAAGAGAACACUAUGGCUUUCAAGCACCUGUUUCUGAGAAACUACCCUGGCAUUGAUGAGGAUGACUACAGCUGCAGUGUGUACACACAGCAAGAUGCUUACGAUAGCAUACAUUUUGUGGUCGAUCAGUACCGGCAACUGAAGAAUAUAUCCCUGGGUACCCUUGGUUAUGAGCAAGAUGAAGAUGACUUGCGAGGCUUAAAGAUUUGUAAAGAAGAGUAUAAGAAAGGCACAGUACUUUCCUCCAAUGAUACAUUGCACAUAGACAGCACAGUUGAAGAAGAAUGCAUUGUUGUGAAACCACACGACGAAACGGGCCACUUUAAGAAUUCGUCUUUUUUCAACUUUGAGUUUUAUAGGCUGAUACAAGUGAUAAUUUCAUUCAAACUGAAAGGCAUUGAUCUACAAACCAUCCAUUCUCGUGAACUGCCUGACUGCUAUGAGUUUGAAAAUACUAUUACUUUUAACAAUAAAGCCCACAGUGGUAAAAUGAAAAUAUUUUUUGAUACGGAUGCUGAUAUUGAAGAAUGUAAAGACUGGAACAUAACUGGCUCUAUUCAGAAAAACACACAGUAUCUUUUGGUUUUUGAUGGGGCCGUCAUUGUCAUCUGCAUCGCUUCCCUUAUCCUCUGCACACGAUCCAUCGUUCUGGCUCUAAAACUGCAAAAAAGAUUUGUGAAUUUCUUCCUGGAGCGAUAUAAUCGCCACGUGUGCAACGCAGACCGCCUGGAGUUCUUAAACGGGUGGUACGUCCUGGUGAUUAUCAGUGAUGUGAUGACUAUCAUAGGCUCCAUCAUGAAAAUGGAAAUAAAAGCCAAGAAUCUUACAAGCUAUGAUGUCUGCAGUAUUUUGCUUGGCACGUCUACUUUAUUCGUUUGGGUUGGAGUCAUUCGGUACUUAGGCUACUUCCAGACCUAUAAUGUGCUCAUUUUAACAAUGCAAGCAUCGUUGCCCAAAGUGCUAAGGUUCUGUUGCUGUGCUGGGAUGAUAUACCUCGGAUAUACUUUUUGUGGCUGGAUCGUUUUAGGACCAUACCACGACAAGUUUGAAGAUCUGAACACGGUAGCCGAGUGUCUGUUUUCUUUGGUCAACGGCGAUGACAUGUUCGCGACAUUUGCUCAAAUCCAGCAGAAGAGUACUUUAGUGUGGCUCUUCAGCCGACUCUACUUGUUUUCCUUCAUUAGCCUCUUCAUAUACAUGAUCCUCAGCCUUUUCAUUGCCCUUAUUACGGAUGCCUAUGAUACAAUAAAGAAAUACCAACUGAUCGGUUUUCCAGACACAGACCUACAAGAAUUCCUAAAAGAAUGUAACAGUGAAGAAUACAGCACAGAGCCACGAACGUUCAGGAGUUUCUGCUGCUGCAAGAGACGGAAAAGCGAUGACAACUUGAUACUUAUUAACUGAAGAUGGGUGGUGCUGGCAUAAAUUUUUGCACACGUGGAGGUAACUGCUGGGAGAAGCUGAGCCUCCUGAACUGCAGUAGAACCACCGCCAUGUGGUUCUUUCCCCCCUCUACGAACCAACGACUACAACUUUAUAAAGAGAAGUGGUGGAGUCGCCCUGCAGUCCACAGUUGGAAAGCUCAAAAACUGUACAUCUUGAGCUAGCAUUUCAUCAACAGCUGAUGACCAUUUCUUGCUUCUGUUGUAAAUAGCUCAUCUUGCAAGUCGUGGUCAAUGAACUUCAGAGAAUCGGUUAUCAUUUGGUCACUUCUUGAUUUGCAACCUGCUUUCUAGGUAUUUUUAUAUUAAAAUAUAUAAAUGAAACUCACCUCCUAAAAGAACACAGAAUAUUGCGGUUCUUGGUGACAGUACCAUUUUUAAGGUUUCUUUUUUUGGAAUUACAAAUGUAGGUUUUCCCUUUAAACCUAUGCAAAACUUGUACCAUUAUGCUUUCUCUUCUUUCUGGAUUUUGUUUCAUGAAAUUGAUCUAAAAAGCUGUUUGGUCAUUUGAGGUUCACUCAGCCAGAUGUGCACUCCCCCCCUUUAAAACAAACAAAGAAUCAAUCAUUGUGUGUGUCAUCCCUAUUGUCCCCUUGCAUCUAAAUGAGGCUGCAAUUCUUUACAUUGGCCAGGAGAUGAAACUUGCCUGCAAAUCCUUUACAAAUCCAUGGCAAUGGCAGGCCUGUUCGCUCUUCAUUGGCUUCUGAAGCAGAAAAGAGGUUGCACCCUAAAACCACCUGCGGAUGAUAGAGCCCCACCAGGACCCUCUCAGCCAGGAAGGCCUAGAGGGGGCUUUGCCUCCUUCCAAGAUCUACCCUGUCUUCCUUCACCUCUCACUGUCUGCUUGUAACCACUGGCCACCAGGUAUAAAGCAGUAGUGCAGGUGAGGACAAUGCGGGAUUGAGAAGGAGGGUGGAACUUUGGGUGAGCCGCUUGAACUUUAAGGCAAUUAUAAACCCUCAAAGCUGGUAUUAGAGCCCCAAGUCUUUCCUGGCAUCUGCAGUAGAAACAAUGGCAAGUCAAGGCAGGUUGUGUGACUCCUAGCAGUAAAUUCAAAAGAGGGGGAGUCAACAGCACAGGCUACAGCCUGUACCCUAACAAGGAAGGGAGGCAAGCAAACCAAACCAGCCAAAUUGGGGUCCUUUUCUUUGUUAUCCGUUUGGUGGCAGAGGGUGAAUUUUUCUUUUCUUUUCCUUAGGCUGCCCCCAUUAAAUAGCCCUUUGAAUUAGGUAGAGUGGAAUGACAGUUCAGAGUGAGGUGAAUAAUAACCAGGUUUCGUACCAGAUUUUUCCAAAACAAACCCGUGCUUUUGCUAAAAGUUUUAAAAGGCAACAAGCUUAAAAAGCUGUUUCGAGAAAAUUAGUUUAGGAAACCCUGAAUGCAAGGACUUUCCCAUUACAUAAAACCUUUUAUUGAAGUGAAAACGACACAUGUAUUGAUAAUGCUCACGCGCUAAUAUCUGAGUCGGACUUGCAUAGCAGGUGGGACUGGCUUUGUGGAAAGAUCAGGACCUACUGAUCUUAGCCUAGCUUAGCCAGAUGCUUGCCAGAGGUGUGAUAGCCCUUGGUAUCUUUUGGAGCAAAAUAGCUAAAUAGCUUUUCCGUUUUGUUUGUUACAUGGGUGCGUGUUUGUUCUAAGUUUGCUAUAUAUCAGGCAGUGAACUCUUGUAGAUUUCACUAUGUUCGAACUCAGUUCAACUCCCAAUAAUGACAGUGCGACUGAAAAUGGGUUUAUUGGGAAAUGAAAGGUCUAGGAAACCAAGCCAAGAGAGAUGCUGUUGCCCAGUACAUAAGGAAAGAACCUAGCAUGAUGUGCCUUCAGGAAAUUUGCCAUGUUAACUGUUGGCAAUGUUCAUUGAAACAAAAACAAUUAGGACUUCACUUUUCUGCAUCUGGCACUUAAAAGUCUCACGGGAUAGCAAUCAUAUUAUAUUGUAAUUUCCCCUUUCAAUUGCCAUAUAGUUAUUGGCACCCCUCCAGCCCACUAUCAAAGGUUUAUGGGGGAAAGCACAUCACAAUAGCUUUGGUAUACAGCCCCAAUGUAACACAAUGGGACUUUCUCAGAAAGACCUUGACAAAAAUUGCUAAUAUUAACGGGAGGUGAUUUAAAGGUGGUUGGAGACCACAUGCAGACUAACCUUGAAUGAGGAAUAGGGCUGGGCCAUAUCUGGUUUUCAACAUCGUGCUAUAUCACCAGUUAAACAUCUCCAUAUACACAAUGUCUGAAAUAAGGAUGGAGCUAUGUAGAGGCAUUGGCCGGCUUCACUGUUUUUCCUGCAUUGUGAUUUUUGGUGGUGCCUGCUCCUAUGAUUCGCUGCCCCCUGUAGCAGCCAGGGGAGAGUUGAACCAACAAGAGUUAAUGGGAAAAUUGAGAGAAACAUUGGCUGACUUCAUGGUUUUCCCUCAUUGUGAUUUUUGCAUCACACACACACACACACACACACACCAUGAUUUGAGAUAUAUAUUGCCAGGUCAAAAAUUAUGAAACUGAUAUCACGAUAAUGGACUUCAAACCAGUUUUGGACGAUAUAGGUAUCAAUAUAUUGCCCAGCCCUAAUGAGGAAUGGUAGUUUGCUGAAAUGUUUACAAUUUUAUUUAUUAUUAUUUUUACAAAACUGCUGCUUUGAUUAGGCAGAUGAGGGCUCCCAGUCAAAUCAUUAGGAGUAUAGCUUCAAUUCAGCACUCACAGAUCCUUUUCUAAAAUAAGUUAUGUUUUUUCCUCCAUAAACCUUUUUGUGUGCCCAAUCUGCAUCCAGGGUAUGCAAAAUAUUAGUACAUGCCUCAUGACGGCACAAUUCUGUAUUUUCAGUCUCCAUAUGACACCCCAAUUGGAGAUUUAAUUUUAAGUUACUUUGCAAGAAGAUGGACGAGACAAUCCACUACUGUACUACCUUAAAGGCAACAGUGGUAUGGGACUACAAUGAAAUCUGUUACAAGGGGGUUGCAGCAAUUAGUAGUGAAGUUGCAAUUAUAAACAGCAUGACAAAUAAAAACUUAUUAGGAUCUUAAAUGAAGGCAUAAUCUACCUGGUUCUCCAGCAGCAGGUAAAAUAAUGGAAGAUAAAAUAUAUGAACUAGAGAAGAUAAAGCAGAACUGAAGGAUAAAAGAAGAUUUCAGUUGUAUCUUAGAAGUACUUUGAACAAGUAAAUAAACACGCAACUGCCCUUAGAAUAAAUGAAGGAAACUGCCCUUAAAAAGAAAUGCAAAAAUUGGGACCAAGAUGGAGCCAAGACUUUUGAUUCGAAAACAAUGGAAGAUUUGUCAAGUACUAUGCACCGUUAUAUAAAAGCAGUGACUCAGGAAGGAAAUGAAAUGCUCCAAGUUAAUUUCAAAUGUAUUUUGGAGGAUUGUAACUUACCUAAAUGGCAAAGUAACACUGGAGAAAGUGCAAAGGCAAUUAAUAAGCUGAAAAUCUCAUUGACCUGAUCGGUUUUUGAGUGCUUUUCUACAAAGCACUUAGAGUGCCUUAUGCCUUAUUUAAUAGACAGAGGAGGGCGUGCUAGAAACAUGACUGUGGUUCAAAAGAGUAGUUAUAACUACUGAGAGCAUGUUUCAUCAUACUGACCAAUCUUGCUACUUAACACUUUACAUUAAAGUGGUAGAGGAGCUGAACUCAGUAAUUUCUAGCUGUAUUGGUCUGGAUCACAUCUAAGAAAAAUCAACAGUUUUGCAAUUGCUUUUAUUCAGAUUAUUUCCAAACUAUAAUUUCUAGGAACUGCAGUCCAGAGACUUCUAAGACGGAAUUAUUGGUAUGUUCUUCAGGGAAAUCUUACGUUUUAUAAUGUUUGGGUGAUGGGUUGAUCUGUUACUGUGUUUUAUAAACUUGUAUCCCUGCCCUACAAUGUAAAUAUUGUCUAUGGUGACUUAGGAUAAUGUGUAUAUACACUAUUGAAUAAUUAACAUGAUUCUGUGUUAUGAGAUCUGGGCUAGUGUGAGUGCAGGUUAAUCUAGCAAAGAAGAGUAUAUAAUUUUUUUUCUACCCCCAAGAAAAAUCUGAUUUAGUGUUAGCAUUGCGUGUCCUCCUUUAAAAACUAGGAGGAAUAAUAAUUUAAAAAAUGCUGUCCCCAAUGCAUAAUGGAAAUGCUGUGAAUUUCCACAUGGAAUAUGCUUUCAGUAGCUGGAGGCCACUGUGGAGAAAUGUGUUGCAAUCCUACUAUGAAUCAUCUUCAAAGGUUGAGGGAAUGAAAGUCGUUAGUUUAAUUGAAAUGACUCAGCACUCUGUAGCAGCAAGAAAUCUGAGAAUUAGCCCUAAGUGUGGCCUAAGAUGCAGUGGAGGGGAGAGUCAAGACAGCUUUGAACUCUGCAAGCCAACUUUCCUAGUUUGCUGCUAAACCAGAAAGGGAUGCUGUCAUUUGCCAUCUUGGGUGGGUGGGGGGGGGGGAGACACACAACAAACUUAAUGUACGUGGCCUUAGUGAGGUGAGCAGUACAGGUGAGUGUUAUAACCAAGUAGCAAGAUUGGGUGGGUGGUGUCAUUCUGCCAGUGAUUUAAUUCUAGACAGUUUCAUUUUAGUAGCUUUAGAUGGGGAGGCGUAACACAACCACAUGUGUGUCCCAAAUCGGUUGUAUUUAUAAAUGUGCAAAGUUUCCACUCCAGUGAUGGAGUGCGAUUCUGUGACGCUAUUCGUUGUGAGUACAUUUGGUCUAGUCCAGUUCUUGUGUCGUCCCCCCUCCCUACCUUUUCACUGAAAGCCUUUUACUGGAUCAGCUGCAGGAAGGAAAUGAUAAAUGAUCUGGGUUUAAGCCUAAUGACAGAGAGGAAAAGCUAUCUUCAGGACCAAGACAUUAACCAUAAGAGUCUGAGUACCCUAAACCUCCAGAGUUAGGAAUUUCAGUCUUCAAAUGAUUCAGUAUUGAUCAUAUAUUCUUAUAACUGUCCAUUUAUCUUACAUAUUUGUAAAAGACUCUGGAAAAAUGUAGUAUUCUACUUGAUCUACUGACUUGAUUGCUUCCACAGCAGCCCUUUUCUCCAGAAUAGACAUUGUUAAUUCA
This is a messenger RNA of Podarcis muralis (Common wall lizard), 6908 nucleotides long. RefSeq names its product mucolipin TRP cation channel 2 (gene MCOLN2). Gene Ontology annotation, cellular component: membrane. Gene Ontology annotation, molecular function: NAADP-sensitive calcium-release channel activity. The record is from RefSeq and is a predicted model, not a curated record. NCBI's taxonomy places the organism in Eukaryota, Metazoa, Chordata, Lepidosauria, Squamata, Lacertidae.